Folsomia candida is the source of this 5229-nucleotide messenger RNA. Its product is annotated as pre-mRNA cleavage complex 2 protein Pcf11. The coding region runs from base 501 to 5054 and encodes 1517 amino acids. The transcript has 12 exons. Lineage: Eukaryota; Metazoa; Arthropoda; Collembola; Entomobryomorpha; Isotomidae. The record is from RefSeq and is a predicted model, not a curated record. Gene Ontology annotation, molecular function: ubiquitin binding; phosphatidylinositol binding; mRNA binding. Gene Ontology annotation, cellular component: cytoplasm; mRNA cleavage factor complex. Gene Ontology annotation, biological process: termination of RNA polymerase II transcription.
UUCUUCAGUCUCGACCUGUUUUAGGUGAGGACGGACAAAAAGAAAAUUCAGUGAAUAGAAAGCUGUUGGCUGCUGUGCUCUUCUUCUGUUCGUUCGUUGCCUUCUCGACUAAUUAAGUUUUAAAUAAUAAUAAGUUUCUUAAAUUUUCUCUUCUUCUUCUUCCUUUCACUCAGCAACAGGAGUGGCCACGUCACCUUUAGAAAGCGUAGUGCAAAACACCCACACGGAAACGUUACUCGUCAUCACCCAAUAGUUUAGAGAUAUUGUAGAAAGUUACUAAUUAAUUGUGUGACAAAAGUUAAUAAUAGAAACUAGAGGACGUUAAUGUAAUCAGCAUCAUCAUUCAUCAUCACGACAAUCUACGAGAGUGAAGGUUAUCAUUUCUUAGUUGUUUCCGGAUUGUGUGUGGGGCCUCACCCCCCGCCCACCCCGGAGCAUAGGCCGCCGUGACGACGUCUUGUUUGCAAGCUAACGGCGAAAGCCGAUUUUUCGACGGGGUCAUGGCGCUAGAAAAGAAAAUGACCAAUUUAUCAGCCAUUGAGGAGGACGCUGUGACGCAGUUUGAAGGGCUGUUGAUCGAAUUGAAGAUUAAUUCAAAACCCAUGAUAAACGUGUUGACAAUGAUGGCGGAGGAUUUUCUGAGACAGGCCCCCAUCGUAGUGAGGACGAUUGAAGGACAUUUGAACUCGGUUCAACCCAGUUUGAAACUACCCGUGCUCUACUUGAUCGAUUCCAUUGUUAAAAAUGUUGGACAGGAAUAUCCAAGCUUGUUCACUCAGAAUAUUGUGUCAACCUUUUGUGGAGUGUUUGAAAAGGUAUACAAAGUUGAUGAUAAAGUGAAGCUACAAAUGUUCAAGUUACGUCAGACGUGGAACGACCAUUUCCCUCAAAGAAAAUUAUACGCGAUUGAUGUAAGGUGUCAUCAGUUCGAUAAGAACUGGCCCAUUUCAGCCCCACCCCCAAGCAACACGAGCAGUAUUCACGUUAAUCCUAAAUUUCUCAACACCACAACUCCGGCUAUUAAAACAUUACCACCAAAAGUGUCACCUGUCGUUGCUGGGGUCGUUGAAACCGCCAGUCUCCUCGACAUUGGUCCCGUUCCAGAAGAUGUGGAUGAAGUUCAUUUGCGCGAAACAUUGUUACAGAAACGAAAAGAGCUGUUGGAACUGCAACAAAAGAAAAUUGAGCUUGAAUUAAUGCAAACUAAGUCAGCCUUGGAGUCGAAAAGACUGGAGGAGAUCCAGUCUACAGUUAAACAGGAGAAAUUGUUACUGGGUCAAGCAGAAAAGGCGAAAAGUAAAACCUACAUUGCUCAUCAACUCCUCUCCAAUGCUGCUGCCAACAUUGUGAAGACAGGUGCUCAUCCUUCAACCCCACCACAGCCUGUUCAAGUACAAGUAGCUCUUCAAUCUCUAGUACCUGCUCCACCCGUCAAAAUGGAGAAAAAUAAAUGGGAAGCUGAUAAAGACUCGUCCAAAGAUAGAACAAAGGACAAGGAACGCGAAAAUCACAGAGGGGAACGAGAUAGAAGUGGAUCACGGGGGAAAAGAACGUCCUCCACUUCGUCCAGCAAAGACUCGAAAGACCAUAAAGUACGAAGAAACUACAACAAGGACGACCAUGAGAAUAAGCGAUCCAUGUCAAAGUCAACUAGUAAAAGUCCUACCCGUCCUAUCGCCAUCAUUAAAGAGGAAGUAAGCGAUCAUAACUCUAGCAGCAGCAGCCCUCGUCAUCACCGUUCCCCUAAAUCACAUCACAAAAAGUCCAACAGUGGUAGCAGUGGACUGGAGGAUCUUUUGCCAAUAUCGCGUAAAGGUGAAGAAAGUGAAGAAAAAUCUCCCCGAAGGAAGCACAAUAGAUCUUCAAGUAAAGAAUCAAAAGCUUCCAAAACUACCAGAGGAGGAAAUGAUCACAACAGAGACGGCGGGGAGGAUAAGCGAUCCUCCACGUCUAAACAGCAUGCCAAGAAAAGUGCUGUGAUAAAGGCGCAAGAACAUGAAAAUAAUUUUCGUGCUCGUCGUUCCGCCGUUCUAAAAAGGAACUAUAGAAAGACGCAAGGAAUUGAUAUGGACGACGAUGAGAAUAAAAUCCCCCCACAACAGCAACAACAAAUGCAAAUCUCAUCUGCUGAAGAUCCCUCCAGCAACAAUACUAAUACCAUCGAUGUGGAUUUGCGAUUCCACGGACGUCGUGGCGGUGACACGGACAUGCAGCAGCAGGAUGAUUCGCCCAAUAACUGUCAAAAUAAUGAAUCUCUUCCGAAGAAACCUCGCCUCGCAGGAAACGGAAACGUGAUAGUCGAAAGUUUAUUUGGUCGCGAGGACGUUGAUCUAAGGCAGACCCCUUGUGGAAACUGGAUGGGUCCUGCAGGUGGACCACACCCGACGCCGUGGGGACCCGAUCACCCAAGGAUGAUGAUGCGCGGAGGAGCAGAUCAACAACAAUGGGGCCCACCCCCACCCCUUCUUCGUCCCGGUCCACGAGGUCCAAAUCCAUUUGAAGAAGCCUUAGAUUUUCCCCGUCAACCACCAAUUGAAAGAGAAAUGCGUCCAGCGGAUCGAGACGGUCCUUGGCUACCCAAUCAUCCACGAAUGAACCAACAUAUUGGUGAUCAAUGGGGUCUAGCUCCUCCACCACGAGGUCCGAUUGGUCCAAAUCCAUUUGAAGCUGCUCUAGAUCAAGGGCACUUUAUUCCAAAUCCAACUGAGAUGGAAUUACGUAUUAUGAAUGAGAGAUCAGGACACUUUAAUAAAGCUCUACGGCGUGGUGGGCGUGGACAACGAGGCAGUCGAGGUCGAGGUGGAGGAGGGCGUGGUGGUUUUAUGGAGCAACAUAACAUGAUGGGUGAUCAGCAGCAGCAUCAACUAAUGGAGAUGCGAAAUUUCCCAUUCGCCAUCAACAACAAUCUUGGCAACAAUCCCACUCCCAUCUUCCCCCCUCAUGGUCACGACCAACAACAGAGAAUGGCCCGAGAUCCUUUUAAUCCAUUUAUCCACGAAUCACCCAAUAAUAAUGAUAAUGGUGAACAACAACGUGCUCCAUUAAAUGAAAAUGACCCUCCAGCCUUGGGUAUCUUAGAUGUGUCAUCUCUUCUUGAACAAGCCGUCAGUCUCGGCCUCUUGCCCGCAACAAGUAGUGAACCUGCUGCUAAAGAAGCCGGCGCAGAAAUAAAGGCGGAGGUAGUGGAAGAAGCGAAAGUGGUGCUGAACGAUCCUCCCAAAGAAAGUGCGAUUUCCAAGUAUCAGAAAUACCAAAAGUUUCAAAGGAAUAAUCACAAGAAGAUGAUGAUGGCACCGGUGCAGGCUACGCCCCCGCCCCCUCUCCCAACAGUUGAUGUGCUUCUAGUCUCGGAGGAGAAAAAUUAUUUUAAAGAAAGGCGACAAGGGUUGAUCAACCAACUCUGGGUGGGGAAACAGUGUGCGACGUGUGGACUAAGAUUUCCACCAGAUCAAAAUGCAAAAUAUGAGCAGCAUCUGGAUUGGCACUUUCGUCGCAAUGCUCGUAGUCGAAAAGAAAAGGAAGACACCGGAGCAAAGAAACCUCAACGACGUGCCUGGUACUACAAAUUGCCCGAAUGGAUACUUUUCGAAGAGAUUGAGGAUAUAGAAGAACGAGCUGCCAGCAUGUUCGAAACUCAAGGGGACGCUGACGCCACGACACAAAGUCCUGGUGGUAUAGUUUCUCCUGAGGAAUGCUCAGUGCCGGCGUCUAGUCAUACAGGGUCUGUUUGUCCUCAAUGUGGCGAGAACUUUGAAUCGUACUACGACCAGGAUAAAGAGGAAUGGAGACUGAGAAACGCCGUUGUAGAUUCAACGGAAGGAGAAGAUAAAGUUUAUCAUUAUAUUUGUCAUCAGGAUUAUAUUAAUUCCUCAAUGAUGACAGAGGAAGCAAUGCAAGUUGAUGAAAUAUCCAGCGUGACCGUGGAUGAUGUGCAGAACGGGACAGAGGAAGUCACGGAACAAGCAUCACAGCAAGACUCGUCACCUCCACCACAAGAAGCAUCACCUCUUCCUCCACAGCUUGAGGACGAUGACGACGAAGUGUUGAUUUUGAAAGAAGGAAAAAAGGAAGUAUUAGUAGAAGUAAUGGAUAUAGAUGAUGUAGAUGAUGAGGGUGAAGGAGAGAAAGAGGACGAAAAUAAUGACAAUGAAAAAAAUAAAGAAAUUGAAAUCGGUCCUGAAGAAAUUAACACUACUGCUACUGCUACCGAAUCUACUAGUGAUGAUGUAUUAUCUAACGCUGAUAGACUUCCUGUCCUUAAUUAUUCUAUUAUUAGUAGACCUAUUUCCUCCCCAAUUGUUGUAAAUGAUGAUUCAUCGUCUAAUUUGUUACCUGGUAUUUCUGAGGACUCGAGUGGUGGGGUUUUUGGGUUUGCUCUGAAUUUGGGAAAUAUAAGGGAACGGUCCGAGUCUCCAGAGCAGGUUGAUGAAAAACGAAUUGUUUAUAAGAGCAUGGAGUUUGAUUUUCCGAAAAUCAAAAUUGAGCCCCCCGAUGAUUAUGAUGACGUACCUGACGAUGUUGUUAGCACUCCCAACCUGAUGGCAAUGCCGACUCCUAUUGUGGAAUUAUCCUCUGACCAGGACCCAAUUGAUCUUACUGGGGAGGAUGAUUCUGUUGACGAGUGUGAUGGGCCUCCCCCUCGAUCCCUUCAUCAAAUGACCUCAAUUGAUGGAAAUCUUCAUCAGGAAGUAUAUGUCCCUAUUAUUGUCCCUCCCACCAAGAUGCGAAUCAAUAUAUCCGGAUUGGACAUUUCAGCCAAAUCCCCCUCCUCCAAAGAUCCCAAACCCGAAGACCCAGCUGCAGCAGGUGCAGCGUCCCCAACUCCCGAGAAAGGAUCCACCUCCCCCAAAUCCCCAACGACGACUGUUGUACCGCGUAGUCCCGAACCUAGUGAUAGUAAUAAUAAAUGUAGUAACGCAGAAGUUAUGUCCCCUGAGGAAAUGAAAUAUCUGAAACCGCGCCUUCAUGAAUUUUUCGAGUCUGGCCGUAAGUUUAAAAACUGUCCACCCAAGCAAGGAAAGAAGGAGGAGUCUGGCCUUUGUGUGAUAUCAUAGUUUUUACAACACAUCACAUUUUAUUUUAGCUUUUACAAGUUCGCAUUCUUAUUGUCGUCGUAUGCAAAAAAAAUCAUACAUAUGCUCCAUGCUACAUGUGCUCGAAAUUUGCUACGGAUUUUUAUUCAUUGAAAUAUUACUGAAAUGAAAUAAAGAAGUGAUAUAUUUUUCAUGA